CGUCCAGAGCGCUCCAGAGUCAGAGGGCUUAUACCCCGCCAGUAAGAGGUUUACCUACGCUGGCGCCGAGGACCGUGUCAGUGGAUUGUACGACUAAACUCCUGUGAUUUUAUUCCCACAAGGAAGACGGAGCGACGCCUCACGCUGGAGAUCUCCAGCGUUCUGAUGUCACGUUCCCAAAGUUUCUGACAGAACCCACCGACAGCAGACGGCGGGGCCCGCCAGAGAUCCCACCCUUCAUCCCUUCUGUCUGAGGAGGGAUAAAGACGAGAGCAGGUUUGCGUUCUGAAGGGGGAAGAGGAGCCGCUGUUUACUUGGAUAUGGCUUUUCUGUGUAUGAGAGAAAGACACACAGAGCUGAUCUGAGGUCAAGGUCUUCCUCCUCCUCCCCUCCUCGCCCCGGAGUCACAAGACAGCGUGAGGCACAACCCCUUGGGUUGCUAUCGCUACGCUGACCGAGCUAAAUAUUUGUAUUCUCACUUGGAGGAGCAAAAGGAUCCCCUCGGUUGGGAGGGGAAAAGAGCUUCUUAUCACGGGAGUUUUGCUUUGCGAACUGUUCGUCUACAUUCAACUUACUUUCCUAAGAAACGGACUAAUACCCAGACAUAAAGAGCUGCCUCCCAGUGAGUUGAACGGAGGACACGUACCCCUCCUCUCAGAUUAAGAGUUUUCUCCAAAUCACCUUGCGUGAAGCAGACGUCGGACGCAAAAAUGCCGGCAAAGACGCCAAUGUACUUAAAAACGACGACCCCCAAGAAGGGGAAGAGGCUGAGGCUUCGUGACGUCCUCUCGGGCGAUAUGAUAAGCCCGCCGCUGGGCGACGUGCGCCACAGCGCCCACGUGGGGCCCGAUGGGCAGGGCGACAUGUUCGGCGACGUGGGCUUCCUGCAGGGCAAGAUGGACAUGCUGCCGGCUCUGAGUCGGAUGCAGGACGGCCGCUCGCACAGCGUGGAGAGGCGGCUGGAUGAUGGCCUGGCGGCGAGGCAGGACUCGCACAGCUACGCCUACAAUGGUUACCACUAUCAGCACUCCUCCACCGGCCUGCUGAAGACCACCAUCUCCAUGCCCGUGUUCAUAGCCCACGAGCAGGCUCCGCCCAAACCCCCGCGCCUCCACCUGGACGACCCCUCCCCUCCCUCUCUGGCGUCCCAGCAGAACCACUUCCACCACCAUCAGCAGCCGGCUGACACGGGCCGCAAACAGGCCAACGGCCACACGGACAACCACAGCGAGCUCUUCGAGAACGGCGUGGUGGGCCGCCUGGCGUCAGAGCCCUGCCGCGACAUCUCCCUCUCCCCCGCCGUCCGCAGGCUCGUCCCCUCCUCCGGCUCCUUCUCAGAGGUCUCCUCUGAGGACUCCAUGUCGGAAACCUGCGGGCCCCUGGACGUCCGCCGGGGCCUCAGUCUGGACUCGGACGCCGGCUUGAGCAACGAGGAUCUGAGGAGCGACCGCAGCGAGUCGCCCUGCUCCGCCUUCCAUCCGGCAGGUCUCACGGUGUCAUCCGGGGUCUCGAGGUCAGACUCUUUGGCGGGGUUAGACCUGGAUCUGGGCCCAUCUAUCAUGGAGGACGUCCUGAGCAUCAUGGACCGCUACAAGACUGAGGACGACCGCUGCGAGCUGUGAAGAAAUGUCAAUGUGAUGUACAGAUAUUUUUUUAUACGGAUAAAUAAAUCCCUAAAGACUUUGUUAAGAUAGUAAAGGAGGACAGAAGGAGUGGAGAAGUGGAGAAGACGCUGAGCUUAAAGGUCAUUGAAGGGUUUCAGAAAGGUGAGAAACAGGUGGACGCUGUUGUUAAGUGUCGGGACGUUGCUGCCCGACAUGACAACACCCGAGGCCAGAGGCAGGUCCUUAAGAGCCAUUUAUCAAAACUGAACGUCGUAAACACUUAAAACUGCAAGCUAACAAACUCACCCCCGUUAUCACAAACGCAUCAACCCUUUUCUUUGGACUAAACAACCAGCAUUGUGUCGUCUUCUUAAUCUGACUAAUGCUGAGGAUUUUCCACUCGUUAAUGGUUAACAAAAUGCCAAAUGAGUCGGACAUAAAUGUGUCGAGACUGACCCCGGGAGAAAUCAGCAGCUGUCAACAAAAUUCAAAAGCAGCGUGGAAACCACAGCUACUGAUAAAUAAUGUCCCACAACUUCAGCUGUUCAAGCACAUUCUCAGUCACGCUUAGCUGAACUGCAGACAUGAAGGGUUUCACGCUGAAGGCCAUGUUCUGUCCUAAUCCGUCUCGGCUGCUUGAACAUUAAUACCUUCACUGGUUUACUGUAACGCUUCAAUGCCGGAUGAGAUGUGAAGAAGUCCUCUCCUUCUGUAAAACAUGAAGAUGUAAGUGAUGUAAAAUGGUAUUCACGUAUGAGAACAGCAGCACCAACAUUUCAGUGUCCUUCUUUUGAUCGCAGGGAAACUGGAGAAGCUCCUUCUUGUAGUUUUUACAAAUACAAUUCUAAAAGAAAGUCGCUGAAAGAAAUGUGCUGCAUUAGAUCAUGAUGCAAUAUUCUUUUCUUCUGUCUUCUUACAAACACUCUUCCCCCAUGUCGUGGCUCACUGUUGGUCUCUCUAACAUUCACUGUCUGCAUUAUCACAGUAGCCUAUUAUUCAAAUGUAAUUUAUGCUGUCACUGUAAAUGUACAAAAUAAACGUUCCUAUAAAGAAAACUGAGCUGGUGUGGACAAUUCUUCAAACAGACAAAAGUGUGCUUAAUAAUGAUUGA
Anarrhichthys ocellatus (wolf-eel) is the source of this 2715-nucleotide messenger RNA. RefSeq names its product cdc42 effector protein 3. Gene Ontology annotation, molecular function: small GTPase binding. Gene Ontology annotation, cellular component: cytoskeleton; plasma membrane; cytoplasm. The record is from RefSeq and is a predicted model, not a curated record. Bases 711 to 1622 code for a protein of 303 amino acids. The transcript is spliced from 2 exons. Gene Ontology annotation, biological process: positive regulation of pseudopodium assembly; positive regulation of actin filament polymerization; Rho protein signal transduction. Lineage: Eukaryota; Metazoa; Chordata; Actinopteri; Perciformes; Anarhichadidae.